AUGCUCCCCAUGCAGCAACCGCUCGUGCUCCUCCUCCUCCUCUUCAUCGGCUCCGCCAAGUAUGCCGUCGCCUCCGGCACCGAUGCCGGUGCGGCUACCUACAUUGUCUAUCUGAACCCCGCGCUCAAGCCGUCCCCCUACGCCACGCACCUCCACUGGCACCACGCGCACCUGGUCUCCCUCUCCCUGGACCCCGCGCGCCACCUCCUCUACUCGUACACCACCGCCGCGCCGUCCGCGUUCGCCGCCCGCCUCCUCCCGUCCCACGUCGCGGCGCUCCGCAGCCACCCUGCCGUCGCGUCAGCGCAUGAGGACGUGCUCCUACCGCUCCACACCACGCGCUCCCCUUCGUUCCUCCACCUCCCGCAGUACAACGCGCCUGAGGCGGACGGCGGUGGGGGCCCGGACGUCAUCAUCGGAGUGCUCGACACCGGCGUGUGGCCCGAGAGCCCCAGCUUCGGAGAUGCCGGUCUGGGCCCCGUGCCUGCACGGUGGCGCGGGAGCUGCGAGACCAAUGCCACCGACUUCCCGUCGUCGAUGUGCAACCGCAAGCUCAUCGGCGCCCGUGCCUUUUUCCGCGGCUACUCGUCGGGGGCCGGCGGCAAUGGUUCUCGAGUCAUCGCCGACCUCAGGUCGCCGAGGGACCACGACGGGCACGGCACGCACACCGCAAGUACCGCAGCCGGGGCCGUAGUGGCGAACGCAAGCCUCCUCGGGUACGCGUCGGGCACGGCGCGGGGCAUGGCCCCCGGGGCGCGCGUCGCGGCAUACAAGGUGUGCUGGAGGCAAGGCUGCUUCAGCUCCGACAUUCUGGCGGGCAUGGAGAAGGCCAUCGACGACGGCGUCGACGUGCUCUCGCUGUCGCUGGGCGGCGGCGCGUUCCCGCUCUCGCGCGAUCCCAUCGCGGUCGGCGCGCUCGCGGCCACCCGCCGCGGCAUCGUCGUCUCGUGCUCCGCUGGGAACAGCGGGCCGUCGCCGUCGUCUCUGGUGAACACCGCCCCGUGGAUAAUCACGGUAGGCGCCGGAACGCUCGACCGGAACUUUCCGGCUUACGCCGAGCUCGGCAACGGCGAGACCCUCGCGGGCAUGUCCAUCUACUCCGGCGACGGGUUUGGUGACGACAAGAUCCCUCUAGUGUACAAUAAGGGCAUUCGUGCCGGCAGCAACUCGAGCAAGCUCUGCAUGGAGGGCACGCUGGACGCCGCGGAGGUGAAGGGCAAGGUGGUCCUGUGCGACCGGGGCGGCAACUCGAGGGUGGAGAAGGGGCAGAUAGUGAAGCAGGCCGGUGGCGUGGGAAUGGUGCUCGCGAACACCGCCCAGAGCGGCGAGGAGGUCGUGGCGGACAGCCACCUCCUCCCGGCGGUGGCCAUCGGCGCUAAGAGCGGGGACGCCAUAAGGAGGUACGUGGAGUCAGACGCCAACCCGGAGGUGGCGUUAACCUUUGCCGGCACCGUGCUCGACGUGCGGCCGGCGCCGGUAGUAGCCGCGUUCAGCUCCCGUGGACCGAACAGGGUUGUGCCGCAGCUGCUCAAGCCGGACGUGAUCGGUCCGGGCGUGAACAUCCUUGCCGGGUGGACGGCGUCCGUCGGCCCGACCGGGCUAGUCGCCGACGAGCGGCGGUCAGCGUUUAACAUCUUGUCAGGGACAUCCAUGUCGUGCCCGCACAUCAGCGGCCUGGCGGCGUUCGUGAAGGCGGCGCACCCGGACUGGAGCCCCAGCGCCGUUAAGUCCGCGCUCAUGACGACUGCCUACACCGUGGACAACACCGACUCGCCCCUCCUCGACGCCGCGACCAACGCCACGGCCACGCCGUGGGCCUUCGGCGCGGGCCAUGUGGACCCCGUCAGCGCGCUCUCCCCGGGACUCGUCUACGACUCCUCCGUCGACGACUACGUCGCCUUCCUCUGCACCGUCGGCGUCGCGCCGCGGCAGAUCCAGGCCAUCACGGCGGCGGGGCCGAACGUGACCUGCACGCGGAAGCUGUCCAGCCCAGGGGAUCUCAACUACCCGUCCUUCUCCGUCGUGUUCGGCCGGAGGUCGUCGCGCAGCACCGUGAAGUACCGCCGCGAGUUGACCAACGUUGGCAAUGCCGGGGACACGUACACUGUCAAGGUCACCGGCCCCAGCGACAUCAGUGUGAGCGUCAAGCCGGCAAGGCUCCAGUUUAGGCGGGCAGGAGACAAGCUCAGGUACACCGUCACGUUCAGGUCCGCGAACUCCAGGGGACCCAUGGACCCCGCGGCCUUCGGGUGGCUGACGUGGAGCAGCGAUGAGCACGACGUGCGGAGCCCGAUAUCAUAUACUUGGGUGAUGUAG
This is a messenger RNA of Miscanthus lutarioriparius, 2316 nucleotides long. Lineage: Eukaryota; Viridiplantae; Streptophyta; Magnoliopsida; Poales; Poaceae. The record is from the annotation of a GenBank genome assembly.